This is a messenger RNA of Erigeron canadensis, 1556 nucleotides long. RefSeq names its product serine/threonine-protein kinase PCRK1-like. The record is from RefSeq and is a predicted model, not a curated record. Bases 141 to 1472 code for a protein of 443 amino acids. Gene Ontology annotation, biological process: protein phosphorylation. Lineage: Eukaryota; Viridiplantae; Streptophyta; Magnoliopsida; Asterales; Asteraceae. The transcript is spliced from 5 exons. Gene Ontology annotation, molecular function: ATP binding; protein kinase activity.
UUUUAUAUUUUCAUGCCAUUUCAUUCCCUCAUAAAUCUUCAUAAAAUUUUUCUCUUAGCUUCAUUAUGAGUUUGUUUAGAGCCUUGUAGUUUUGGACUUUAUCAGAAAAUCGAUACACAUUACUAUUAUACCUAAGGCAAAUGAAGGCCAUGAGAUGUUUCUCCUGCUCCUCAUUCUCCCGUGGAGACAAAAGCAAUGACAUCAUGACUACAAAGUCUACACCGAUUCAUUCCUCUCCUUUGAUAUCCAUUGGUCAAGAUGAGGGUAAACCAAGCUCUGAAUUUACGUCGCAUGAUUCCUCUGAUGUCAGCACUGAUUCCUCCACAAAGACUUCUUUCACAAGUUUGACUCAAAGACCAAGUCGUAAUAGUAAUAAUAAUCUUAGAGAGUUUACAUUUGCUGAACUCAAAACUGUCACAAGGAAUUUCAGUCGUGCCCUUGUGAUAGGUGAAGGUGGUUUUGGAUGCGUUUAUCGUGCCAUGAUAAAAUUUAUAGACGGUUCAAGUAAAAAGAUAGAUGUUGCUGUCAAACAACUUGGCAGAAGGGGAUUGCAGGGCCACAAGGAAUGGAUUACAGAAGUGAAUGUUCUCGGGUUUGUUGACCACCCAAACCUCGUCAAACUAGUGGGCUAUUGUGCUGAAGAUGAUGAAAGAGGGAUCCAGCGGCUUCUUGUGUAUGAAUAUAUGCAAAACAAGAGUGUCCAAGAUCAUUUAUCUAGUAGAGUUCAAACCCCUCUUCCAUGGUCUACCCGACUAAAAAUUGCACAAGAUGCUGCCCGGGGGUUAGCUUAUCUCCAUGAAGAAAUGGAAUUUCAGAUAAUCUUUAGAGACUUCAAAUCUUCAAAUAUACUCUUGGACGAAAAUUGGAACGCAAAGCUUUCAGAUUUCGGAUUGGCUAGGCUUGGACCUUUGGAUGGGCUGAGCCAUGUGUCAACAGCAGUAGUAGGAACCGUUGGAUAUGCAGCUCCAGAGUACAUUCAAACAGGACGUCUCACAUACAAGAGUGAUGUUUGGAGUUUUGGAGUCUUUUUAUACGAACUAAUCACUGGUAGAAGGCCAUUGGAUCUCAACAAGCCAAAGAAUGAGCAAAAGCUAUUGGAUUGGGUUAGACCACACAUCUCUUCCGACUUAAGAAAAUUUCAACUAAUUUUGGACCCGAGGCUUGAAGGGAACUAUUCCCUCAAGUCUGCACAAAAGCUAGCCGCGGUAGCUAACAAGUGCUUGCUUAAACAACCAAGAAUGCGACCUAGAAUGAGCCAAGUGUUGGAUAUGUUGGAUCAAAUCGUGAAAGCAGAUAUGGUGAGCCCAGAUAAACCAUUGCAACCAUUUAAGACCGGAAUGACUCCCAACGAUGACCCUUGUGAGAGUUCGAUGAGGGAAGGCUUAAAGAGAAGGCUUGUUGAUCCUAUAAUUGGAGAAAACAAAUGGUUUGCUUGUUUGACAUCAAGUCCUACACUUGUAAGAACUAAUUAAGUACAUUUGAAAGGAGUGCUUUUACAUCACCUAUGUAACUUCUACUACCUAAGAUAACAUUAUUGUUGUUAAACUUUCACACAA